Molecule: messenger RNA, 2775 nt
Organism: Pimephales promelas (fathead minnow)
Lineage: Eukaryota; Metazoa; Chordata; Actinopteri; Cypriniformes; Leuciscidae
Source: RefSeq, a predicted model, not a curated record
UCGCUCGUCAUCAUGGCUCUGAAUAGCUGUUGUUGGACAGGGCUCUGUCUGCUCUCUUUCCUCCUGAUCUGUGUCAAUGGACAAACAUCAGGGCCAUAUUUCAUGGUGACGUUUCCUGCAGUGAUCAAGUCGGGAUCUGAGGCCAAACUUUGUGCAAGUGUUCUCAAGCCCAAUGAAAGCCUUGUCAUGAACAUUUAUCUGGUUCAUGGUGUCCAGAGCACAUUACUUCUGCAGGAGAAAACUGAGGAAGAGUUUCAUCGCUGCUUUAACUUCAAGGCUCCUCUGGUCAAAGCAGAAUCAGGGCAGAAAAUGAAGGUCGAACUUCAGGGAGAGACUUUCAAGAUGACCGAAGAGAGAAAAGUCAUGUUCAAGCCUUACCAUCCUCUGACUUUCAUCCAGACUGAUAAACCAAUCUAUAUUCCAGGACAAACAGUGAACUUCAGAGCUGUUACCAUGGAUACAAAGUUUGCACCCCUUGAUCAGCAGUAUAGUAAAGUGAUUCUUGAGGACAGUAAAGGGAACCGGAUUGGCCAAUGGACAAACGUUUCUUCAACAAAGUGGAUUUUGGAGCGUUCUUAUGAAUUAAACCCAGAGGCCUGUCAAGGCAUUUACAAACUGAAGGCUUUUAUUGGUGACAGGAUGAUCUCACAUGAUUUUGAAGUGAAAAAAUAUGUUUUGCCUAAGUUUGAAGUUACUGUACAAAGUCCAAAUCAAUUAAAUGUUGAAGAUGAGGAGCUGAUAAUUGAGGUUUGCGGAAAAUACACUUACGGACAGCCUGUUCCUGGAAAAUCAUGCGUGAAAGUGUGUCCUAAUCUUGCGCUCUACAUUACUCCAAUCUCUCUCGAGUCAUUAUGUUUAAAGGAAACCAUUGAGAUCAAAAAGACAGGCUGUGCGAUCCAUACCUUAAAUGCAUCAGCCAUUUUGGUCAACAAACCAUUUCCAAUAAAAUCUCUUAGUGUUGAUGUGAUGGUUACGGAAGAAGGAACAGAGAUCACCAUGACAAAACAUGAAUCUAUAUCUCUCACUUAUGAAAUUUGUAAAGUCACAUUUACUGACCUACCCAAAACUUAUGAACAUGGAUCUGUUAUUGAAGGACAAAUAAAAGUCUCAAAUUGGAAAGGUGCACCAAUUAAAAACAAAAAGGUUUAUCUUAAGGAGGGUUACUUUUGGUCUUCAAAACCGCUCCUAAAUCUCAUUACAGACAGCGGUGGACUGGCCAACUUCUCUUUUAAUACAUCCAGUCAUUCUAAAGGGGAUAUUACUCUAAAAGCAAGUAUCGUUCAACAGGCCAGGAAUCAUCACAACAAUCGACUCUGGCCUCACAUUGUUGAGGUUGAAAAAACAGUCCAGCUCUUCCGGCCUGCCACACCACACACACCAACACGAAGUGAAUUGAUUAUAGAGAAUACUGAGCAACCAUUAAAAUGUGGCUCUGAGUUUACUGCCACCAUCAAGUAUUAUUUUGUUGAAGAGACAAUUAAAAACUUCAAAACUGACAUCGUCUACAUGGUCUUGUCCAGAGGAGUGAUUGUUCAUCAUGGAUACGAGAAGGUUGAAGUGAAGAUUUCUGAUGGAGCGAAGGGCUCAAUGUCGUUCAAACUCUCUAUUAGUGCAGAUCUGGCUCCUGUAAUUCAGAUUCUGGCGUACUGUGUUUUUCUGCCCAGUGAAACCAUUGUUGCUAGUAGCAAAAAUGUUGAAAUUGAAAAGUGUUUCAAAAACAAGGUAUCUCUGCGGUUUUCUCCUGGUAAAGCAGUUCCUGGUGAGAGAAACACUCUCCAGCUCUCAGCUCAGCCUGGUUCACUGUGUGGCCUCAGUGCUGUAGAUCAGAGCGUCCUGAUCCUGAAGUCAGGAGAACGUCUGGAUGCUGACAAGAUCUUCAACCUGCUGCCAGUGCAAUCGUGGUCAGACUACCCUGAGACUCGUGAAGAGGAUGAGUGUCUCGAUAUGCAUUUCCAGACGCGCACAUUAACUUAUGAAUCCUUAAAGAGAGUGGGAUUGAAGAUGGCAACAAAUUUGAUUGUGGAACUCCCUAAUUGUGACAUAGAAUUGAUCAUUUUGACGUGUUCACAUACAUAUCACUUAAAACUGCCAAAUAUCACUUUUUUUCCAGUGUAUUUUUCCCUGCCAAAUGCAUUCCCGUAUGGACAAAGGGGUUUAUCUCAUGAUACAACUGAUUCUCCAGCCGUGACGAUUCGGACUGUCUUCCCAGAAACGUGGAUCUGGGAACUUGCUGAAGUGGGGGACUCUGGGUCAGCUCAGGUUCCUGUCACGGUUCCUGACACCAUCACCUCUUGGGAGACGGAGGUCUUCUGCCUGUCCUCUGAAGGUCUGGGUCUGGCUCCUCCUGCUCAGCUGACAGUUUUCCAGCCCUUCUUCCUAGAGCUCUCCCUGCCUUACUCCAUCAUCCGCGGGGAGAUCUUUGAGCUGAAGGCCACUGUCUUCAACUAUCUGUCCAAGUGCAUCAUGGUUAGAGUGACUCCAGCUGCUUCCUCAGACUACACUCUCCAAGCCCCCAAGCCUGAUGAUCAAUAUUCAUCCUGUCUGUGUGCUAAUGGAAGAAAAACCUUUAAAUGGAUCCUCACUCCCUCUGUUCUUGGAGUCUUGAACAUUACAGUCAGUGCAGAGGCAGAGGCGUCCCAGACUGUGUGCGACAAUGAGAUUGUGAGCGUCCCGGAGAGAGGACGCAUUGACACGGUCACACGAAGUCUACUCGUAAAGGCAGAAGGAACUGAAAUGACAGAGACUCGCAGCUGGUUACUGUGUCCAAAGGGUUAG